AUGGACGCGAGUCAAGUGCCGGUGAUGCCUCCAUCAACACUCUCUCCAACAAAGAGAGCAUUUCUACAAGCCAGCGAACGUCUACCGGAAGCGAGUCCAGAUAUGAAGCGCGCACGCGAUCGACUUGGAACUCUGCUGGAUUCGAUCAAAAAUGGGACCAUGUUGCCUCUAGGCUACGAUUCGAAGCCGGCGAUUGAUUCGAAGCAGGGCAAGAUCAAGAUACUUCCCAAAUCCAAGAAAGAACGACGCGUCGUUUUCGAGUUGCGUGGCAAGUCAUUUGGGCUAAAAGAGAAUGAGACCCAGGAUUCGGUAUAUGCGUUAUGUCGAACGUGGCUGAAAGGGCGUGAAGAGAAUGAAAACGGAAAUGAAGAUGUGCCUAGACCACCAUCAAGAGCACAAUCUCCAAAAGAUGAUCAAUUGGAUCUCCUCGCCACGAAAGAAAUCAAUGCAUUACCCGGGGCACGUCAAACGCGACAGCCGGUUUUGCCGCCAACAAAAGACACCAAAAGGGCCGAAGAUAUGGUAGAUGCUACUGAUUCGAAAGCUGUUUUGAAUGCAUAUGUUGGUCGAUUGAAGCAAGUGAAACAGAGAUGGCGUGACUAUGCGAAAGAACGAGACGCGCCGUACGAACGGAGCAUCAAACUGAUCAAGACCGUCCAUCACAUCGCUCAGCAAAAUCAACAUUAU
Mesorhabditis spiculigera is the source of this 687-nucleotide messenger RNA. NCBI's taxonomy places the organism in Eukaryota, Metazoa, Nematoda, Chromadorea, Rhabditida, Rhabditidae. The record is from the annotation of a GenBank genome assembly.